Molecule: messenger RNA, 1919 nt
Organism: Xiphophorus hellerii (green swordtail)
Lineage: Eukaryota; Metazoa; Chordata; Actinopteri; Cyprinodontiformes; Poeciliidae
Gene: ldlrap1a
Product: low density lipoprotein receptor adaptor protein 1a
Exons: 10
Coding region: 99-965 (288 amino acids)
Cellular component (GO): early endosome
Source: RefSeq, a predicted model, not a curated record
UCUCCCCCCGCCCCUCAUCUCCAGUCAGGGCAACAACGUUUCCCCUGGAAUCCUCGCGGCAAAAACUUCACCGACUCUCUGCACUUCAGAGCACCGACAUGGAUGCGCUCAGGUCGGCUGGGAGAGCCAUUAUCCGGAGCCCGAGCAAGGCGAAGCAGUCGUGGACCUCCGGCAGACACAGAAAGCUGCCAGAGAACUGGACAGACACCCGGGAGACCAUUUUAGAGGGGAUGACCUUUAACCUCUGCCACCUAGGCAUGACACUUGUGGAUCAACCCAAGGGAGAGGAACUGUCGGCGGCUGCUGUGAAGAGGAUCGUUGCUACGGCAAAAGCCAGUGGGAAGAAGCCCCAGAAGGUUGGCCUGAAGGUUUCCCCUCAAGGCAUCGUGGUGCUGGACAGGUCUACCAAUAAACUCCUGGAAAGCGUCUCUAUAUACAGGAUAUCCUACUGUACGGUGGACAAGCUGCAUGACAAAGUGUUCGCUUACAUCGCUCAGAACACCCUCAAUGGGACGCUGGAGUGUCACGCUUACCUCUGCUCCAAAAGAAAAGUGGCACAGGCAGUAGCCCUGACAGUCGCCCAGGCCUUCACAGUAGCCUUUGAGCUCUGGCAGGUGGCGAAGGAAGAGAAAGGUACGAGAGUUAAGUCUGGUUCUGCGGGAGAGGGCAGCAGCAGUUCCCACUCAGAAAGGUCCAACAGUCUGGGGAGUCUGAAAGGAACAGAUGCAGCCACAGAAAUCCUUUUGGACUUGGAGGACGGUGUGAAGGUGUUGGUGGAGAGUAGUGGGAAUACAGGCGGCGAUCAGCUGGAUAAACACAGGCCCUCGGAGACCAACAACAGUCCUGCCUCGGAAAUGGAAGACAGUUUGGAUGAAGCCUUUUCCAGCUGUGCUCUGGAUAGCUAUGGUUCAUUUCCAGACUGGCAGCAUCGCGUACUAACCCCCAGGUCUUGGACAUUGGGGUGAUGCCCCAAGACUGGCUCACCAAACCUGACUGGGACAGCACUGACAGAAACACUCACCACUGUUUCAGCGCACACAAGGACGAUCCCUUUGGUUUCUGAUAUCUCAGCACAGCAGCGAAGGAGGGGCAGAAACUUUCCUUACUUUAUCGUAAUGCAAGAUUUACCAAGAGGCGACAGUGAGAGCACAAGGGAACAAGCAUGAUCCUCGCUUAUGCACUUUUCCCAUGCGCGGUUCUUCCUUCGUCGUGCUCAGUCUGCUGCAUCUGUGCACCAAAGCGAUAUUAACACUACGUCUUUGUGCAUAAUCGUUAUAUGACGCAGCAUUUGUUCACCUAAUCAGUAUUCCCGGCCGCAGAAGUAAUUUGUAUGUGCUUUGGUUACAUUGUGUAGUUACGGAGUUUUUGUUAAAUGCAUAAAGUAGGAAAGUUUAACCUGAAAAUCACACGACAAACCUUAAUGCCAGCAAGGUAAUUACUGUUUUCAGUUGUUAUUCACUUCCUUCAUGGAUUUAUUGUGUAGUUUUGGCCUUCCUUUGCCAACAUAUAUUCUUCUGUGUAUAAUCUGAAAUUUUAUUCUAUUUAUUUAUGUACUUUGCAUAUUGUAGUAUGCCUAUAUUUCUCACUGAUGCAAUGAAAAUUCAUGUUGAAUGACCGUCUUAAUGACAUUUUUUUUAAUCAACCAGCUUUGUACAGGAAUAAAAUGUAUUAAUUAAACGCACAAGGCCUUUUCACAUUCUUUGACUGUUAACAUAAAUUUUAAAGUUAUUUGUAUUUACCCAAGAAACUUGUUUCUAAUUGGAAAGAUGAGAAUGAACUGAGGGGGAGUGUUCUUAGAAGAAGAAAAACAUUUUGUUUUACUUACAUUUUAAGAAACAAUUCCAAGUUGAAAAUCCUUCAUGCUUUUCUCAAUAGUCACCUGGCGGUCUUUAACGGCAUUAAGGUAAUCAAAUGUAAAU